Mytilus trossulus (common blue mussel) is the source of this 688-nucleotide messenger RNA. RefSeq lists its product as uncharacterized. NCBI's taxonomy places the organism in Eukaryota, Metazoa, Mollusca, Bivalvia, Mytilida, Mytilidae. The record is from RefSeq and is a predicted model, not a curated record. The transcript is spliced from 5 exons. The coding region runs from base 12 to 545 and encodes 177 amino acids.
CAACAACAACAAUGGCUGUUGACAAUUAUCGUCACUUAUUUAAAGUUAUUUUAGAUUUUAGCAAGCACGGAGUGUGUACAUACUUAAAGACUUUUAUCCAUAUUACCCUCAAAAGAGGGGUGUUCCUAACAGAGGAAGCUCAUACGAAGAAAAGAAGUGGUUCACCAGGAAUGCUCAAGCUCCAAAAGUGUGCAUGUCAGAAUAUUCACUAUGGUGUAUUCAUGCUAACACUUUUACCAUGUAUUAUACAUGCAGAAUAUUUGUAUGAGAGUUCUUCGUUGCAGGAGAUGUACGGUUCUGAAAAAGGUCUCAUGACGACUGCCUUGUUUCGUGUUGCAGCAAUGGAUAAGAAGCCGUCUACAGCUUCAAAGAUCACCUUCUUUGUCAGCUCCUUUAUUGAGUGCCUUCUUUUAUGUCGCCGAUACAACAAUUGCGCAUUGGUGACAUUUGAAAAAGCGCCGAAUACAUGUAAACUGUUCACAAUGUAUGCUACAAGCAGUGCUCUUGUCGAGGAACCUGGUAUUGUGAUUUCCGUUAUUGUAUGAUAUUAGAAUGAAAGUCUCCGAUCAAAUUUCGUUUGUUCGAUCUUGAAAAUACAGUGUGUGAAAGCUAUCACUGACAAAAAAAAAAUCACAUUUUUUAAAAAUCAUAAGAAAUCAAUGAAUGUUCUGAAAGUUUCAAAAAUGAU